CAAUUCAGUCUCUGUUUAUAUGGUAUCAGAGCGUAAGAAUCCAAAGACCUAAAAUUUUUUGGCCGCCUCCUUCUCCUCUUCUCCUCUUCUUCGAUCUCUUUAUCUCUUCUUCCUCUAACCCUUCUUUCUCAAGUAUCAUUGAUACUCGGCCAUGUCAACCACCACCGAACUUGUUGUCACCGGUGCCUCCUCUCUUUUGAAUGUCAACAUGUCAAAUGUGACCAAGCUCACGGCUACAAACUUCUUGAUAUGGUAUCGUCAAGUAUAUGCCCUGUUGAAUGGGUAUGACCUCGCCGGAUAUCUCGACGGCUCUGUCCCUGCACCAGAACCAACGCUCACCGUUAAUGGCGUUGUCUCUGCAAAUCCAGCUUCCAAGCAUUGGAUGCGACAAGAUCAAUUGAUCUACUCCGGCCUUAUUGGGACCAUAUCACCCUCUGUUCAGCCUCUCUUGUCCAAGGAGAAGACCUCUGCUCAGAUUUGGACCACUCUCUUCGACACAUACGCGAAGCCCAGCCGUGGACAUAUCAAAGUGUUACGUGAGCAGCUGAAACAAUGGAAGAAAGGUACUAAAACGAUUGAUGAGUAUUUUCAGGGUCUCACUACUCGGUUUGAUCAGUUGGCUUUGCUUGAGAGUGAAAUCCUACAUGAAGACCAAAUUGACUAUGUUCUUGGAGGUCUCCCUGAUGACUACAGGCAGGUCAUUGAUCAAAUAGAGGGUCGUGACACUACACCAACGCUGACCGUAAUCCAUGAGAAGCUUAUUAAUUAUGAGUUGAAGCUUCAAACGAUGGCUGCUGCCUCCUCCUCUACUCCAGUCACCGCCAACGCUGCCUACAAAAAUUCUGGCCACAACAACAACAACUCCCGCAAUCACAAUCGCUCCGGCUACCGAGGUAAUCAACCAUGGCAACAACAAAAUAAUAGCAACAACAACUCACGUGGCUCCGGGAGAGGCUAUCAAGGGCGGUGCCAAUUGUGUGGUGUCCAUGGUCACAGUGCACGGACCUGCAAACAACUACACUCAUCUGGUGGAGGUUAUCAGCCAUCCAACGUUGGCUACCCGUCGUCAAACUCUGGCUAUCAGCCGUCUCCAAUACAGCCAUGGCAACCAAGGGCCAACGUUGCGAUGGUCCCGCCGUACAAUCCAGCAAACUGGAUUAUGGAUUCUGCUGCGACACACCAUCUGACAUCCGAUUUGGCUAAUCUCUCCAUGCACCAGCCAUAUACUGGAGGAGAAGAGGUCACAAUUGCUGAUGGUUCCGGGCUUCCAAUUUCUCACACUGGUUCAGCCUUACUCCCUACACCGUCUCGCUCUCUUGCUCUUAAAGAUAUCUUAUACGUACCUAAUGUUAGCAAGAAUUUGAUAUCGGUUUAUCGGAUGUGCAAUACUAAUAAAGUUUCUGUGGAAUUCUUUCCUGCACAUUUUCAGGUGAAGGAUCUCAGCACGGGGGCCAAGUUACUCCAAGGGCGAACUAGAAAUGAGCUAUAUGAGUGGCCGGUUGAUCAUCAUUCCAUAACCGGGUUUUCAGCUUCACCGACACCGAAAACCGACCUCUCUUCUUGGCAUUUUCGACUUGGGCAUCCAUCUUUACCUAUUCUAAAAGCUGUUGUUUCGCAAUUCUCUUUACCUCUUUCACAUUCUUUACAAAAACAGUUAUCUUGUUCGGACUGUUUCAUCAAUAAAAGUCACAAAUUACCAUUUUACACAAACACCAUUGUCUCUCACCAACCUCUUGAGUAUCUUUAUUCUGACGUUUGGACAUCUCCAAUGGUUUCUGUUGACAAUUUCAAAUACUACCUUAUUCUUGUUGACCACUUCACAAGAUACACCUGGCUAUACCCUCUAAAGCAAAAGUCCCAAGUCAAAGAUGUUUUUGUGGCGUUCAAAGCGUUGGUGGAGAAUCGAUUUCAAUGCCGUAUUCGUACAUUAUACUCGGAUAACGGUGGUGAAUUCAUUGGACUACGACCAUUUCUAGUCGCUAAUGGCAUUAGUCACCUUACGUCUCCGCCACAUACGCCGGAACACAACGGUAUCUCCGAGAGGAAACACCGUCAUGUUGUCGAAACAGGCCUCACCUUGCUUGGUCAUGCUUCGGUUCCGAGAUCAUAUUGGACAUAUGCAUUUGCAACAGCAGUUUAUUUGAUCAAUCGUAUGCCCACGGAUGUGUUACAAGGUGUGUCUCCUUAUGCGAAGCUUUUUCAACAGCCUCCUAACUAUUUGAAACUGCGGGUAUUUGGUUGCUUAUGCUUCCCGUGGAUUCGCCCAUACACGACGAACAAGCUUGAGAAUCGUUCAACACCAUGUGCGUUUCUAGGCUAUUCACUUACGCAAAGUGCGUAUCUCUGUCUUGACAUAAAGACUGACCGGAUAUACACUUCGCGACAUGUCCAAUUUGUGGAGACAAGCUUUCCGUUUGCACCAUCUUCGGAUCUUGCUGAAUCUUCAACGGAACUCACGCCACAUAUAGCUCAUUCAAGCCCCUCGUGCUCGGUCCUUCACCCGUCGCAGCCUCCAGCCCCGCCACCUACCACGCCGCUGUCAUCCUCUCCGUCCGCAACUCUGCCACCGUCACCACCGGAUCAUUUUCCUGCUUCAUCGUCGACAAAUUUAGGUUCGAAUUCUCAUCAACCUGACACUCAUUCUCUCCACAGCCCCGACUUAUCUGAAACCCAACAACACUCACAAAGCCCAAUAAAUCCAAGCCCCAUAAAUUCAAGCCCAAUAAAUCAAAGCCCACUCCAACAGUCCACCUCAAAUAGUCCCGAGACCACAAAUUCGUCACCUUCCCCAAACCACUCACACUCAUCAUCUGCUACAUCAGAAUCCCCGUCACCACCUCAAAAUCCACAGCCCGUAAAUCAACCACCAAAUCCACAACCACAAAAUACUCACCCGAUGAGAACCCGAGCCAAGAACAACAUCACUAAACCCAAAACCAAAUUAAGUCUUAUGGCAGCAAAGGAAAUUGAUCCACUUAGAAUUCCAUCGACGGUGGCAGAAGCACUCAAAUAUGAUCAUUGGCGACGUGCUAUGUCAGAGGAAAUUGACGCUCAACUACGUAACCAUACAUGGGAAUUAGUACCACCUACGACGGCUCAAAAUAUAAUCACGUGUAAGUGGAUUUUUACUAUUAAAUUUUACCCUGAUGGUUCAAUUGAAAGGUAUAAGGCGAGGCUGGUAGCGAGAGGUUUCAAUCAGCAAUACGGGUUGGACUAUUCGGAGACGUUUAGUCCUGUUAUCAAAUCAACGACAGUUCGCAUUGUUCUGGAAGUUGCGGUUAAGCGGAAUUGGAGCAUCCAUCAGGUUGAUAUAAAUAAUGCUUUUCUUCAGGGGACUCUAAAAGAAGAAGUUUAUGUCUCCCAGCCACCGGGUUUUAUCGACAAAGAUCGCCCACAAUUUGUAUGUCGUUUGAAGAAGGCGUUAUACGGUCUCAAACAGGCCCCUCGUGCUUGGUAUCAAGAACUUAAAACCUACCUUUUACAAGCUGGUUUUAAGAACUCGCUUGCCGACACGUCAUUAUUCAUCUAUCAACGGGGCUGCGAUGUGAUCUACGUACUUGUUUAUGUGGACGAUAUCAUCAUUGCGGGUACGACGUCUCUUGUCACUGCCUUUAACAAAUCCUUGGCUGCUCGGUUUUCCCUAAAAGAUCUAGGGGCGUUGAGUUACUUCUUGGGUAUCGAGGCGACAAGAACAUCCAAAGGCUUACAUUUGAUGCAACGCAAAUACAUUAUCGACCUUCUCACGAAGACGAAUAUGUUAGAAGCCAAACCAGUCUCCACACCAAUGUCUCCUUCUCCGAAACUUACUCUUUGUUCGGGUCAAACUCUCGAUGAUGCUAAAGAAUACCGAGCAGUGAUUGGAAGUCUUCAAUACUUAGCAUUCACGAGACCGGAUAUCGCAUUCGCGGUGAACAAAUUAUCGCAGUUUAUGCACAAACCGACGGAUGAACAUUGGCAAGCGGCAAAGCGUAUUCUCCGAUAUCUCGCUGGCACCAAGUCUCAUGGUAUUUUUAUGCGUUCCGACACGCCUCUUACUCUCCAUGCCUUUUCAGAUGCAGAUUGGGCUGGAGACCAGAAUGACUACAUAUCUACCAAUGCAUAUAUCAUAUAUUUUGGCGGCAGCCCGGUUUCUUGGUCAUCUAAGAAACAACGAAGUGUCUCACGCUCCUCGACGGAAGCUGAAUACCGUUCGGUAGCUAAUACAGCGUCUGAACUCCGCUGGAUUUGUUCAUUGCUCUCGGAGAUGGGGGUUCAUUUACCGAUGGCACCCGUCAUUUACUUCCGGUGCGCUUCGGGUCUCACAUGUUUCCACAAAGGACCAGCUCGCUGACUCGCUUACAAAACCAUUACCUCGACCACGGUUUCAAGAACUUAAUAACAAGAUUGGAGUCAA
This is a messenger RNA of Arabidopsis arenosa, 4393 nucleotides long. Lineage: Eukaryota; Viridiplantae; Streptophyta; Magnoliopsida; Brassicales; Brassicaceae. The record is from the annotation of a GenBank genome assembly.